Anthonomus grandis grandis is the source of this 603-nucleotide messenger RNA. RefSeq names its product larval cuticle protein A3A-like. NCBI's taxonomy places the organism in Eukaryota, Metazoa, Arthropoda, Insecta, Coleoptera, Curculionidae. The transcript is spliced from 3 exons. Gene Ontology annotation, cellular component: extracellular matrix. Bases 69 to 524 code for a protein of 151 amino acids. The record is from RefSeq and is a predicted model, not a curated record.
GGGAGUAUUCUUAGUUACUGUUGUAGUUUAUUAUUGUUUGCGUGUGCUGGAUUUUUGCUUUAAGAAUUAUGGCUUUUGUUUUUUUGCUGUUGGCUCUCACUCUAGCUUCAGCCAAAGCAGUAGUGAUCCCAGGAAACUAUGGAGGACACCUUGGAGCUGCUCCCCACUACAACCCAGGAGGACCUUUGGCUUACGCUACUGGUGACCACGGACAUGACAUCGACUAUUACGCCCAUCCCCGUUACAAUUACAACUACGGCAUCUCUGACUCAUUAACUGGUGAUAACAAGGCUCAGACUGAAUACCGUGACGGUGACGUAGUGAAAGGCAGCUACAGCGUAGCUGAACCGGACGGUUCGAUCCGCGUGGUCAGCUACACUUCCGAUGACGUACACGGAUUCAAUGCUGUCGUGAAGAAAAUCGGACCCAGCUAUCAUCCGGCUAAAGUGGCUGCCCCUUUGGUCAUUGGUGGUGGUGUUGGUGCCUAUGGACAUGGAGUCCUUGGAGGUUAUUAUAAGCAUUAAGUAUUAAUUUUUUAUAGUUCGUUUUCUGUGUUUUAUGUAUCAUUAUUGUUAGGAAUUCAUUAAUAAAGAGUUUAUUUUA